Molecule: messenger RNA, 5594 nt
Organism: Manis pentadactyla (Chinese pangolin)
Lineage: Eukaryota; Metazoa; Chordata; Mammalia; Pholidota; Manidae
Gene: NUAK1
Product: NUAK family kinase 1
Exons: 7
Coding region: 139-2130 (663 amino acids)
Biological process (GO): protein phosphorylation; intracellular signal transduction; microtubule cytoskeleton organization
Cellular component (GO): cytoplasm
Molecular function (GO): ATP binding; protein serine/threonine kinase activity; tau-protein kinase activity
Source: RefSeq, a predicted model, not a curated record
CGAGCGCGGGCGGACCGCCUCGCCAAUGCUGCAGGGGCCACUUUGAGCGCACCCCGGCUUCCCUCGGCGGGGACCCCGACACCCCGAGCGCGGUGCCCGGUUCUGCCCUCUCCAGCCCGGCUCGCCCCGCGUUUGGACAUGGAGGGGGCCGCUGCGCCCGCGGCCGGGGAUGGCCCCGACUUGAGGCCGGGGGCGCCGGGCUCUCCUCCCGAGGCGGGGGCGGAGGCGACUGCAGCCCCCGCGGCGGCCCCGGAGCCAAGGAAGCCGCACGGGGUGAAGCGGCAUCACCACAAACACAACUUGAAGCACCGCUACGAGCUGCAGGAGACCCUGGGCAAAGGCACCUACGGCAAAGUCAAGAGGGCCACCGAGAGAUUUUCGGGCCGAGUGGUUGCUAUAAAAUCCAUCCGUAAGGACAAAAUUAAGGAUGAACAAGACAUGGUUCACAUCAGACGAGAGAUUGAGAUCAUGUCAUCCCUCAACCAUCCUCAUAUCAUCAGUAUUUAUGAAGUGUUUGAGAACAAAGAUAAGAUUGUGAUCAUCAUGGAGUACGCGAGCAAAGGGGAGCUGUACGAUUACAUCAGCGAGCGGCGUCGCCUCAGCGAGAGGGAGACCAGACACUUCUUCCGGCAGAUUGUCUCUGCCGUGCACUACUGUCACAAGAAUGGCGUGGUCCACCGGGACCUGAAGCUGGAAAAUAUACUGCUCGAUGACAACUGUAAUAUUAAGAUUGCUGACUUUGGGCUUUCCAACCUAUACCAGAAGGACAAGUUCUUGCAAACAUUUUGUGGGAGUCCACUCUAUGCAUCUCCUGAAAUUGUCAAUGGGAGACCUUAUCGAGGGCCAGAGGUGGACAGCUGGGCCCUGGGCGUGUUGCUUUACACUCUGGUUUAUGGAACGAUGCCCUUCGAUGGUUUUGAUCACAAAAACCUCAUCCGGCAGAUCAGCAGUGGAGAGUACCGGGAGCCCACGCAGCCCUCAGAUGCUCGAGGACUCAUACGGUGGAUGCUGAUGGUGAACCCUGAUCGCCGGGCCACCAUCGAGGACAUCGCCAACCAUUGGUGGGUGAACUGGGGCUACAAAAGCAGCGUCUGUGACUGCGACACCCUUGCCAGCUCCGAGUCCCCACUCUUGGCUCGCAUCAUCGACUGGCACCACCGUUCCACGGGGCUGCAGGCUGAGACUGAAGCCAAAAUUAAAGGCCUGGCCAAACCCGGGGCCUCUGAGGUCAUGCUGGAGCGGCAGCGCUCGCUGAAGAAGUCCAAGAAAGAGAAUGACUUCGCCCAGUCUGGCCAGGACUUGGUGCCCGAAAGCCCAUCCAAGCUGAGUUCCAAGAGGCCCAAGGGGAUCCUGAAGAAGCGAAGCACUAGCGAGCAUCGCUCUCACAGCACUGGCUUUAUCGAAGGCGUAGUGGCUCCUGCCUUACCCUCUGCUUUCAAGAUGGAGCAGGACUUGUGCCGGACUGGCGGGUCCCUCCCCAGCUCCCCCGAGGCAGAGGCGCCAGGUAAACUCAGCCCCAAACAGUCGGCCACCAUGCCCAAAAAAGGCAUCCUGAAGAAGACCCCGCAGAGAGAAUCGGGCUACUACUCCUCCCCCGAGCGCAGCGAGUCUUCGGAGCUGUUGGACAGUACCGAUGGGAGCAGCAUCCCGCCCCCCAGCCCCCCGGACACAGCCAGGGUGGCUUCCCACAGCCUCUCCUGCCGCAGGAAGGGCAUCUUGAAGCACAGCAGCAAGUACUCAGCAGGCACCACGGACCCAGCCCUUGUCAGCCCUGAAAUGCCCACACUGCAAUCCUUGCUGGAGCCCGGCGUCCCCACUGAGGGCCUCUCCCGGAGCUACAGCCGGCCUUCCAGCGUCAUCAGUGACGACAGCGUCCUGUCCAGUGACUCCUUCGACUUGCUGGAUUUGCAGGAGAAUCGCCCCGCCCGCCAGCGCAUCCGCAGCUGCGUCUCUGCCGAAAACUUCCUGCAGGUGCAGGACUUUGGGGGGCUCCAGAACCGGCCCCGGCCCCAGUACCUGAAGCGGUACCGGAACCGGCUGGGAGACAGCAGCUUCUCCCUCCUCAUGGACAUGGAUGAUGUGACUCAGGUCUACAAGAAGGCUCUGGAGAUCUGCAACAAGCUCAACUAGCAUCCUGGGGUGCAGGGGCGGGUUGGGGUGGGUACGAGGGAGCAGUGGGAGCAAUGACUUGUGCUAAUGAGCUGGUUACCUCUUUGCUGGCUGUGAUAAUAGACUGAAAAAGGAUUGGUGCCAUUUCUCUUGGCCAGGUUUGCAGCCUUGAGCCAGCACCCACAAGGGAGAAGUGGGCUCUCUGCCAGCCCUGCCAACUGCCACUCAGAAUCUGGGUCCUAAUUGGCGUUUGCUUUCUGGCACCUCCUAGAGGACCAGCUGUCCAGGGGAGGUGGUGUUGGCCAGCACUUAGAGGGUGGGGCGGAAGCAUAUGGGAGAGGGAGCAUUUCCCUAGAAGUCGUCCAGAUGCUUUUCUGAAGGAGGGGCAAGACAGACUGGGGCCACCUGUUCUGGGUGAGGUCGGAACUUGCUCCUUCUAUCCUCACAUCAGCAAGCCUGGUCUGACUACAUGGGGUUGACAAGUAGAUUUCAGCAACCUGAGCUCGAAUCUGUGAUCAAUUGAUAGUGGCUGCUGGGUGUGCUGGUUCGAGUAGCCCAGGCACCUGGGAGGAGUACUGUGUAGUAAUGGCUGCCAUGAGGCCCGGAAGGGGGCAGUAGCACACAGGCCAUGUAAUUGCCAUCCUUGACCUGGCUGGGCCCUGGGAGUGUCAGGUGAAGGUGUCCUAAGGUGUCCUGGGAUCUAUAUUCUUCCUUUCAUGCUGCUGGUGUGGCGUUUGUUAAUUUGCUACUCUACUUUGAAUGGAACACAGGGCCUUGGUCAGAGAGAGAAUACUCUGAGCACUGCUAAGGAUUGAGAGUCAACCCAUGGUGAUUUUUUUGGCUUCUUGUUGUCUGCCUCCUCUUCCCUGAUGUCUGCCUUGCUCUUCAGCACAGCCUUCCAAGGGUGGACAGGGAAAACAGUGGUGGUGUCAGAGGUCAAAACUAUGGUGUAUAACAGAGCUUGGAACUCUCUGUGGUCUGCACAGAUGAGUGGAAAUUGAUCCACACCAGCAAGGGGGCAAGCUUGUCGAUUCCUUUAACAUCUCAGUAUUAACUGGAGUGCUCCCUGCUGGGUCUUCACCUGUGUGGGUGCUUUGAGUUGGAUGAGAUGUGUCCAUAGGCUUCAGAGGAGUAGCUGGCUCAACAUUGACCUAUUUACUAAUAGCAAAUGGUUUCCCAUCCACCAAGUGUGGAAUCCUCAGACGUAGGUGAGUCUGCUUCUAGGAAGUUAGCGUGCAGGUGGGAUAUUUGGGUGAAGAAAGGAGAGCCAGGCAGAAGGUGCAUUCCCCACACACAUAGGUAUUCUGUGUCAUGGGUUUGAACUCCUAGGCUCUGGGGAGAAAGAAAGUUCUAGACAUGCAAAUGAAAAAGGUGUUGAAAGCAGAGUGGAUGGGGAGGAAGCACACAGGAAAGAACAUUUCCCUGGAAGUCAUCCAGAUGGUUCUGGAAGAGGCAGAAAAGAGAUGUGACAGGACAUUUGUCUUAAAAUGUAACUUAACUAGUUAUUUGACUUCUAGACACCAGAUUACAAGUGACAAGAUGUCACUCCCACAGUGGGACACCUUUUGGAUGUGGGGUUUGAAAUUAAUGGUCUUAUUUGGGAAUGUGGGAUGACUUGAAAUUGUACUGGCCUGGGCAAAUCAAAACCCUUGUUUCAAGAUGGUCAAUUUCUGAUAGUCAUCUAGAAAUAUAAGGAGGACAAAUCUUGGGGGCAUUUUUGGGAAAACCAACAGUUCAUAAGGAGAUGAGAAAGAAUUUGCCUUAAAGCACUAACAGUGUGAAUUAGAAUGAAACUGUCCUUUCCCUAAGGAGAUGGCUCCAUUUCUCCCCUCACCACCAGCUCUGGGUGGGGGCUUGUGCAUUCCUUCAGGUUGAGCUGAGUAGUGUAUUAUGGGAAGCAUCUCAGUUUCCUUUCAUUCAGUUCCACCUCCUUCCUGAACUCCAGCAUAGGUUCAAAGGGAAAAAAAUCUGUAGAUAGCAAAUUAUGUGUGGGGUUUGUGUGGGUGCAUGGAGGGCAUUCUGCAACCUCUGAGCAUCUUACUCCCUGUCUCACUUUAUGCAACCUUUUCUGAACAGCCUGUAUUGCUACGCUGCUGGUCCCUCACGCAUGGCAGCUGGCCUCGUUGGUAGUUGUCAGUAUGACUUCAGUGUAACACCUACCUACUGGUUGAUGCAUUUUUUUCCUUUUGCCAAGUGAUUGCAUCUGUUCAGUAUUUUCCAUACUUCUUAUCUUUAAGUAAAAGUGAAACUAUUAAGGAAAAUCAUUUUACUCUCCCCAUCUCACCACCAUGAAAAACACAGGUGUGUUCUCUUUUGUCAAUAAACCUGGACAGUGGAUUAUGGCAAAGGCAGUCCUCCACUCAGAGGCAGGGAUUCUGAGUUGAGUCCUGGUGUGCUGCUAACCAGCUGGUGGCCAUAGGCACCUACAGUGUUUUGGGGGCUAAGCCUUCCCUUCAGUGAGGGCAGGAGGGGUAGAUUUGCUGGUCCUGCAGCCCUGUCUAGGUCUGACAUUCUGCUAAUACCCUCAGAUUCUAGAUGCAAUAUCAAUGCUGUCCUUUCGAGGAAAAGCUUGGAAUAGUAGGAAAAUCCCUGAAAAGUCCUAUUGUCCCUACCAGCCAAUUCCCAUCCAAGGAAGUCAUGCUUGAUUAAUUUCCAUGGAAUUAAAGUGAGAGACACUUUUAUGAUCCAGUGGACCAAGCAGGAGAUUCGAUGUCAGCUGUCCUGGUCCUUCCCGUGCCUCUGUAGGCCUUUCAGUGUCUUAGUUUACAUGUCUGCCAAAGGAGUAGAAUUCUACUUCUCUUUACAGGUAAAUUUCAAGGCAUGAUCAGUUUUCAGGAAGUGCUUCAAGACCCCAGGUGAAAUUACAAUGCCGAGUGCUCUCUGAAUUUCCAUCCCUGUUGUAAGGUGCUGCUGCUUCAGAUGAUGGGGGGCACUUUGCAGGGUGAAAUCCAGGUGAGUGUUACCCAGGCCUGUUGUCUUGAGUACAAAUGUGAAUGAUCGACUGACUGCUUAUUGCCAAACUGGAAAUGUUCUGUAGGGAUUUACUGGCAUGGUAUAUCAUUCCUAGAAGAAAAAAAUAAGAGAGAGAGAAACUUGACUGCACAUUUUUUUUUUAAAUCCGUGUUGUGACUUUUAUUUAAUUUCUUUUUUUUUUUUUUUGGUAAUAAAAAGUUGACUUUUUUAUUUGAAUUUGUCUUUUUUUAAUUUAUUGGUCUGAAAGGCAUUUCAAAGGUAUUAUAAUAAUAUAUUGGUGUAAUUUAAUUGGUGCAACAUGCUUUAUGGCUCCAGUCAAAGUUGGUUUUCACUCAUUUGGUUGGUUGGAGCCCAGAACAGCCUACAGGGAAAGAAAAGCUGGAUAACCACCCAAAAGUUGUUUGUAUUUUUAUUGGAAACUGAUUUUUGUUUUUUCUUUGUUUUCGUUUUUUUUUUGUUUCUGUUUUUAUUUUUAAAUUAAAUAAAUUGCAAUGAGCUGAACUGAAUUGGGA